Molecule: messenger RNA, 906 nt
Organism: Moneuplotes crassus
Lineage: Eukaryota; Ciliophora; Spirotrichea; Euplotida; Euplotidae
Source: the annotation of a GenBank genome assembly
AAUGAAUUUAUAAAUUUAGAAUUAAUCGGGAUAGUAUAAUCAAUAUGUCAGUUAAUUAUAAGCAAAAAGCUCUAAGGGACCAUCAUUACUCCUCGGUCAAGCCCACCCCUGAGAACGAAGGCUUUAAUGCCUUUCAGGAUCAUUCAAGCGGAAGGCCUCAGAUCGAGUCCGGCCCUCAAGCUUUUCAUGUCUAUAAGGAUGAUCAGGAUAUGAGCGAAGAAAUCAGACAAGGCUUCAUCUCAAAGGUUUAUGGAAUCAUCAGUAUUCAGAUCUUGAUCACAGGAGUUUUCGUGUUCAUGGCUGUGCUGACAGAGCUUGGACCAUGGCUCCUCAGAAAUGCAUGGCUCGCUGGCCUCUGUCUUGUUGGAGCUUUGGUAACAGAAAUCAUGAUAAUCUGCUGUAAAUAUGGAAGGAAGGUUCCUGAUAACUACAUUUGCCUAUUCAUUUUUACUUUUUGUGAAUCAAUAGUUGUAGCUACCAUUUGAGCUGAAGUUGAUGAACCUUUCAUUGUUCUUAUCUCUGCUUUUAUGACAAUGGUUCUUGUGCUAACCCUAACCGCUUACGCUUGGUAUACAAAGAAUGAUUUUACUGUUUGCGGUUCAAUCAUUUGGGUGCUCCUCUCUUCAUUCAUAACACUGAUCAUCUUAAUGUUGAUCUUCCCAAGCGACACCAUGUACAUUCUUUACUGUGCAGGUGGAACAAUUAUAUUCAGCUUUAUUCUGAUCGCAGAUACUCAGAUGUUGAAGGGUGACAAAUCAAACAGAUUUAGUGAAGAUGACUACAUCCUUGCUGCCUUGAUGAUCUACAUCGACAUCAUCACCAUCUUCUUAAAAAUCUUAGAGAUGGUAAGCAAGGCUAGGAGAUAAAUUGCGCAGAUUGUUUAUUCUUCAAAUAUUUGAACCGUAU